Messenger RNA from Darwinula stevensoni, 1560 nucleotides. NCBI's taxonomy places the organism in Eukaryota, Metazoa, Arthropoda, Ostracoda, Podocopida, Darwinulidae. The record is from the annotation of a GenBank genome assembly.
AUGCAUGGGGCAGACGAGCAACAUGCACGGGGUGGACAUGCAUGCGUGGCGGCGAAAGCAUUCCACCACCCAGACGCGCCCCACCCCCGCCCUUCGCGGCUCGCGAUCGGGGCUGCGACGAUCGACGGAGAGAGGUGGCGACGGAAAGAAGCCGGAUACGUGUCGAAAACGAGGCCGUCGAUGGCUCUCGAGGCGACGCCUCGAGGGAGGGAACGGACCGAGGGGAAACGGGGAGAAAUGGGACGAAGGACGUUUCCGCUUUUAUUUAUCGGCGGAAUCGGGGCGAGGAGCGACGGGGAAGACGCCGAUGGAGGUCGACGAUGGAAGACGAUGAUGGAGGGCGUUGAUUCCAGUCACGGCCGGUUGAGUCUCCGGGGUCUCACAUGGGAAGCCGGAAGGAAGGAAGACGGGAAGCCAAGCGUGGCCGAGUGCCGAAGUGUACACGAGGGGCAACGCUCUCUAAUGGACGAGAGCUGCAGUCAGGAUUGGUGCGUGGACUGCCUGGAAGACGCCGGGUGCCGGGAGUGCCUCCACAUGCUCCUCCCCGCGACGGGCGAGUGCGUGGACGCGUGCCCCGAUCGCACCGUCCCUUCUCUGGCCUCCGCCCAGGACAAGCCCCUCCAAGGACUCCUCUGCAAAGAGCGGAAGGCCCGAAGUCUUCUGGGAAUGCUCGGCAUGACCGAGAAGGAAAUGGUGGUGUUAAUUGGUGCCUGUGGCGGUGGAGCCAUUUGCGUCGGCAUUCUCAUCGGCACCGCCUUGCUCUACAUGAGGCACAGGCGCCUGAAAGGCCAGGCGGGCGAGCGCCAUCCGCAUCGCUGCGCGAGGGGCACGGACCUCGAGGCCGCGUUCAAGGCUCAAGGGAAGAUGGAGUCGCAGGAGAGGGGGGCGUUUCUCGAACAGCUAUCCAAGUUGAGGCCGGAGGCCAGCAAUUUCCUCGACAUGCUGGAGGAAACCAGAAAACGAUUCCAGAAACUUGCCAGUCGCACCGAAAGCCGCUCCGACUCGAAGGCCAAAGCUUACAGGGCAGUAUUGAGAGACUUAUCCCGCGUGAUCAGCCUGCUGACGCGGAAGCCGGAGCACAUCCGGACCAUCCCCAAAGACUGGGAGCGACUCCUGAGCUGGGCCGAACGGGUCCUGCGCCGCUACAAGCGGCAGAAGGCAACCCAGAGCGGAGAGGCGGACGGGGUGAUAUAUCAGAAGAACCCUCGCCCGCACGCUCAGUCACCUGCACUGGGAUCAAAAGGAGCGAGAGGGAGCCAAUUCAGCAUCACCCCCAUCGUGAUGGACGACGCAGAGCCGGACCUCCCCCCACCCCCUUCUCAAACCCAAUCGACAUCUCCGAACCGCCAGCUCGUCCCGGCGGAUCGACAUCCACCGUGGAUGGUGCACAGCUCCGACGAGAGCGACUCGAGCACCCGCAAACUCCUGCCACCUCAUCGCUUCCACGAAACUCCUCCGAGGAGAUCGUCUUCCAUUCCCAGCUCCCUGGCGUCUCGCAAGGACAAGUCCGCGAUCGGCAACAAGUGCUACAGCGAAGAAGAACUAUCCACCGUCCUGUGA